This is a messenger RNA of Dromiciops gliroides (monito del monte), 2071 nucleotides long. It is a transcript of the gene PPIC, whose product is annotated as peptidylprolyl isomerase C. Gene Ontology annotation, cellular component: intracellular membrane-bounded organelle. The record is from RefSeq and is a predicted model, not a curated record. Gene Ontology annotation, biological process: protein folding; protein peptidyl-prolyl isomerization. NCBI's taxonomy places the organism in Eukaryota, Metazoa, Chordata, Mammalia, Microbiotheria, Microbiotheriidae. The coding region runs from base 46 to 684 and encodes 212 amino acids. Gene Ontology annotation, molecular function: peptidyl-prolyl cis-trans isomerase activity. The transcript has 5 exons.
UCCAUUUGUUGCUUGCUGCUGCUGCUCUCAGCUGCCUCUCGCAAAAUGCGCUCUGCCGGCACGCUGCUGUUGCCCCUCGCCCUGGGUCUGGGGCUCUGCGCCCUGGUGCAUUCUUCAAGGACUGGGGGCGUCAGGAAAAGAGGACCGUCCGUGACCGCCAAGGUCUUCUUUGACAUAAGGAUUGGAGACAAAGACAUAGGCAGAAUUGUAAUUGGCUUGUUUGGCAAAGUUGUACCCAAGACUGUGGAGAAUUUCAUUGCUCUGGCGACUGGAGAAAAAGGAUAUGGAUACAAAGGAAGCAAAUUUCAUCGUGUGAUCAAAGAUUUCAUGAUUCAAGGAGGAGACUUUACUGCUGGAGAUGGCACUGGAGGUACUAGUAUCUAUGGAGACAACUUUCCAGAUGAGAACUUUAAGCUCAAGCAUUAUGGCAUUGGAUGGGUCAGCAUGGCAAAUUCUGGGCCAGAUACCAAUGGUUCUCAGUUCUUCAUUACUGUGACCAAGCCUUCCUGGUUGGAUGGAAAACAUGUAGUAUUUGGGAAAGUCAUUGAUGGAAUGACUGUGGUGCACUCCAUAGAACUCCAACAAACAGAUGAACAUGACCGUCCACUUUCAGACUGUGUGAUUACAAAUAGUGGCAAGAUAAAUGUAAAAGACCCUUUUGUGGUUGAAGUUGAUGACUGGUAACAACGUGAAGAAGAGAACAAAACUAACGUUUACUCCCAGGGGUAACUUUGGGGGUAUUUAGAGUGACUUUUUUUUGUUCCUUAUUUUUUCACAUAAAAUGCAUAGCAAAUUUGUUCACGAAACAGGAAUCAGUGGCAUAGAUCAAGCAAAAAGAACUUUUAAAAAAUUGUUCAUUUCAGCAACUUGGUACUUAGAAGAAUGCCAAGAGAGAGUAACAGAAAUGUGGUGCUAUUUACUAAGAAAUUUUUGGUGUAAGGAACUUUGUAUGAUACAAAGGUGUGGGGAAAGUCUAUCUAUCAGAAUGUUAUGUUUCUUUUUAAGGCUACAUAGAGAUAAGCCAAAAAGAUAACAACCCCUAUGCUGCCCUAUGGGGUUAUAUGAAAAAGGUAUCAACAUAAUAUUUUAAAGCCCCAUUGUUGGUUUUGUAUUUAAGUACAAGUUCUUUUCAGCUGAAGAAUAAAAUUAAUGUAUGUUACAGGGUUUUUUAUAGGAAUAAAAAUAGUUUGAUAAUUUGUACAUUAAAAGUGUUAUUAAACUGCUUUUUUCUGUUUUUAAAUUAAGAAAUAUUUAAGUGCCUUAAAAUAAUAGAAAGAACACUCAGUAUAAUUUAUCUUUUUUGAAAAGUGAGCCAUUUUGCUUAUACUUUAUGCCAAAAAUACUGGCACAACAGAAUAACUUGAGGGAAACAUGCUGAGUAUCUCUAUUGGCCUCAGUCUUAAACUAUCCCUUGUAGGAAAUGCCCCUUACAGAUUUGGGUGGUUUGUUAAUGGAGAGGGCAGGAACAUAAAUAGUGGUGGAAGAAACACUGAAAAAGUGUCUCACAGAGAAAAGAUACUCAGAGAAAAGGUGGUUGACAUGUUUUGUUUUGCAGCAUCAAAACUGCAUGAAGACCUGGAAGUUAAAAACUGAAAAACCUUGGUCUCUAGGACAUGGUAACUAUGGGACAAAACUAUUGCCUAACUAUGGUAUAGAUGGCAGAAACGCAGAUUUUGUUUUAUCACCAAGAAAGGGAUGUGAGUUAUCUCACUGAAGAGACCUUCUUUUGGACCAGAAGGCUAGCUAAAAUGAAGGCUCACAGGAUGGCAGAGCUGAGCUCAGAGAAGAACUGAUAUAUGGACAGACAUCUGAUAAGAUCUAAGUAAGAGGAGACCUCAGAACUUGCACUUCCUGCUCCUCCUUACCUUUUCUCUAAGUUUUCUCUGGUUUACCUGACCUAUACUCACACUGUCAUGUCAGUGAAAGUUUCAGAGGGGGUGGCAACUGCCCAGAAUAUGCUGGUAAAUGUUUAACAACUGAUUCUUUUGGAACAAAAUAUGCACACAACAUACUUUUAAGUUUAAUUUAAAUUAUUAACUUUUUCUCCACCACUUUCUUAGGUCUAGACAAU